Plasmopara halstedii is the source of this 957-nucleotide messenger RNA. RefSeq names its product retrovirus-related gag-pol polyprotein. The transcript has a single exon. Bases 1 to 957 code for a protein of 318 amino acids. NCBI's taxonomy places the organism in Eukaryota, Oomycota, Peronosporomycetes, Peronosporales, Peronosporaceae. The record is from RefSeq and is a predicted model, not a curated record.
AUGGUGCAGCCGGAUGGUUACAAGAAUAAAAAGCACCCAGAUCAUGUUUUUCAUCUCAAGCGCUCGUUGUAUGGUUUGAAGCAAUCACCUCGAAUGUGGAACCAGACAAUCGAUAAGUUUAUGCUCGAGCUGGGGCUCAAGAAGUAUGAGGCCGACCACUGCAUCUACGUCAAAAGAAAUGACAAUGACAUGAUCUUCGUGGCUCUUUACGCUGAUGACUUGAUGAUUGCAAGCAACAAUAAUGAGUUACUCAAGUCAACAAAGAACGCUCUCAGCGAGCGUUUUGAUAUGACGGAUUUGGGCCGACUCAAGUAUUUUUUUGGCAUCGAGAUUGAACAAGACGAGCCUACUGGAAGUAUUUCGAUGCGUCAGACCAAGUUUGCAGAUGAUAUUUUGAAGGAGUUCAGCAUGGAAAACAGCAAUUCGGUCAAGACUCCCCAAGAUACAGGACUCAAAUUGACCAAGGCUAUGUGUGAAGGCGGCUGCAAGCACGAAGAGACGAUGAUCAAUGUACCAUAUCGCAAUGCUGUUGGGUGCCUCAUGUACUUGAUGGUUGGGAUAAGGCCGGACCUCGUCGCUGCUGUGGGAGUUCUUGGCCAAUUUGCGACAGAUCCGUGUCCUACACAUUGGCAAGCACUCAAGCGUGUGUUUCGUUACAUUCAAGGCACCAAGACUUUCGGUAUCAAAUUUCAGGCAACAAGUAAAAAAGGGCUUCAAGGCUAUUCGAAUGCGGAGUGGGCUGGUGAUAUGGAGACUCGACGCAGUACAAGUGGCUACGCGUUUAUGAUGAACAGUGAAUGCUCAAGCUGGAAAAGCAUAAAACAACGCACGGUAGCGCUGUCAUCAACAGAAGUGGAGUACAUGGCGUUAACAGAGGCAACACAAGAAGCGAUUUGGCUCAAGACGUUCCUAUGCGAGCUUGGCGAGAUGAGACGAGGAUCCGGUCAAGAUUUUUGA